AAGGCGGCCGCGCGGCGGCCAUUUUGUCUUCUCGGCUCCUCUGGAGAGGCGGCUUUCCGGCCUGCUAGGGGCUCCGAGGGGGGUUGGCGACGCUGUCGCCGGCGAUUUUUCUGUCCGGUGCCAGGGCUGGUGGGAGCAGCCGCCCGGAGGCAGCACCAUGAUUUCGGCCGCGCAGUUGUUGGAUGAGUUGAUGGGCCGGGACCGAAACCUCGCCCCGGACGAGAAGCGCAGCAACGUGCGGUGGGACCACGAGAGCGUUUGUAAAUAUUACCUCUGUGGGUUUUGCCCUGCUGAAUUGUUCACAAAUACGCGGUCUGAUCUUGGUCCAUGUGAAAAAAUUCAUGAUGAAAAUUUACGAAAACAGUAUGAGAAGAGUUCUCGCUUCAUGAAAGUUGGAUAUGAGAGAGAUUUUCUGCGAUACUUGCAGAGCUUACUUGCAGAAGUAGAACGUAGAAUUAGACGAGGCCAUGCUCGUUUGGCAUUAUCUCAAAACCAGCAGUCUUCUGGAGCAGCUGGCCCAACAGGCAAAAAUGAAGAAAAAAUUCAAGUUCUCACAGACAAAAUUGAUGUACUCCUACAGCAGAUUGAAGAACUAGGAUCUGAAGGGAAGGUGGAAGAAGCCCAGGGAAUGAUGAAAUUAGUUGAACAGUUAAAAGAAGAGCGAGAAUUGCUCAGAUCGACAACCUCGACUAUUGAAAGUUUUGCUGCUCAAGAAAAGCAAAUGGAAGUAUGUGAAGUGUGUGGAGCCUUUUUGAUAGUAGGAGAUGCCCAGUCCCGGGUGGAUGACCAUUUGAUGGGAAAACAGCACAUGGGCUAUGCUAAAAUUAAAGCUACUGUAGAAGAAUUAAAAGAGAAAUUAAGAAAAAGAACUGAAGAACCAGAUCGUGAUGAGCGUUUGAAAAAGGAGAAACAGGAACGAGAAGAAAGAGAAAAAGAGCGGGAGAGAGAAAGGGAAGAAAGAGAAAGGAAAAGGCGAAGAGAAGAGGAAGAAAGAGAAAAAGAAAGGGCUCGAGACAGAGAAAGAAGAAAGCGAAGUCGGUCACGAAGUCGGCAUUCAAGUCGAACUUCUGACAGGAGAUGUAGCCGAUCUCGAGAUCACAAAAGAUCACGAAGCCGAGAGAGAAGGCGAAGCAGAAGUAGAGAUCGACGACGAAGCAGGAGUCAUGAUAGAUCUGAAAGAAAGCAUAGAUCUCGUAGCCGGGACCGAAGAAGAUCAAAGAGCCGGGAUCGAAAGUCAUAUAAGCACAGGAGCAAAAGUCGGGAGAGAGAACAAGAUAGAAAAUCCAAGGAGAAAGAAAAGAGGGGAUCUGAUGAUAAAAAAAGUAGUGUGAAGUCCAGUAGUCGAGAAAAACAGAGUGAAGACCCAAACACUGAAUCAAAGGAAAGUGAUACUAAGAAUGAGGUCAAUGGGACCAGUGAAGACAUUAAAUCUGAAGUGCAGCGUAAGUAUGCACAGAUGAAGAUGGAACUAAGCCGUGUAAGAAGACAUGCAAAAGCAUCUUCUGAAGGAAAAGACAGUGUAGUCCUGCAAAACAUUUUGAGGUACAUUGUUUUGUCUCAGCUAUUUUGUAGCGGACUCGUGCCCCCAUUAGUGUGCCUCUUUGGAAGUUACUGCCCACAUUUGUAAUAUAGUCGCCAUUGAAAAGUUAAUUAUCCUUUUUUUAGGGAUUUUGCUGUCAUUUCUUUUUUUUUUUAAAUAAAAAGGUUGAACUGUUUUUUUUUUUCUUUUUGGUAUUAAGUCCAUCUUGUGUUGGUACAUUGGCAGAGACAUAAACUUAAAAAAAAAACUUAAUAUUUCUGAGGCACAUGUUGGACUACUUUGUUUUAAUUAAACUGCUAGUAUUUCUUUGUCAAGGAUGUUUCUAGUUUUUGCUUUAUUGCCUUGCAUUCUAAUGCAGUUUGUUCUGUAACUCGAGAGCCAGUAGCAUUGGAUUGAUGGAAGUGUAGGGUUUAUGAAUUAUUGCAGCUGACUACCAUACCUCACACAGCGUUGGUGUUGUGAGCGGCCCAUGAAAAGCCAAAUUAAAAAUCAAGGAUUCAGUCAAACUAAGCAGGUACUCAUGCCAGGUACUCCUUUCUCUACCCACAUCCAUGUUUGAAUGCUAUUGCCUGUGAUCUUGACGCUUAAUUGUUGUGUAUCUUUUUGUUCUUUACAAGAAGUGCAGAGGGGUUUUUUUGUGUAUUGCGUGAAAACUUAAUAAAUCAAAUGUUAACAGAAUGGAAUUUUUCUUCAACUGUAUGUAGGGAUGCAGUGGUGCCCAGAAUUAGAUAUCUUUAAAGAAUUAAAAAUACAAUAAACACUUCAUAUUAUUCGCCUUGUUACAUUCAAUGCAAUUCUCAAGUCUUUAAGAGGUAUGUGUUUAAUAUUUCCUACUGCGUAGGAGAAUUAGCAGUCAACCAUAGGUAGAUAGAAACAGUCACUGGCUGGUACAUUUAUGCAGCAGUGAAUAGCAAGGAUAGGUACCUUCAGUCUGAAAGACAAAAGAACUGAUUGAUGAAUUGUAUAGGAUUUGGGGUUUUAAAGAACUUAAGUCAGAUUUCAUCAGAGUUCUUGAAACCUUUAAACUGUUCAUUCUUUGGGCUAGUGGCGUGGGAUAAAAUAUUCCUACUGAAAGGAAGUACCGAUUAGCUGAAUUGUGACGGCAUUACUUUUCUAGGACCGCAGGGCAGUGCUCUAGAUAUCUGUGUGAGCCUCACACCUAGUUGGGCAUACACAGGCACAUGGCUUUAAGACCACACAGAUGCCCUAAUAAUGUAAGAAUACGAACAUUCCAGAUACAUGUUAAUUAGCAGUUAGUGACUGGGCCAACGUUUAGUCAUAAACUUUUGCCUUUUUACAUGCUGUCUAAUUAUCAUUUUUCCCCAAAUUUUGCAUUGUAGGAUACUGUUCGAAGAUUUUUUGGGAAGAAUACUGAAAACGGCAUAAAGUGAAGAUCGGCAUUAAAAUGAGGUGAAAGAAAGAUAUAGUGGCAUAGAAAAAGUAUAAAGCUCAGUUAGUUGUUUGUUUUUUUAAUUAUUAUUUUAAAAAUUAAUUCAGGACUGAUGUGACCUACCAGGUUUCAAAACGUGUUAAUAGCAUAUAUGCCACUGAAAACUUAGGUCCUGUAUCAUAUUUUUUUCUUUAAGACUUUUUCAGAAAUAUUACCUAAACAUGUGGCUUGCUCAGUGUUGAAUUGCAAGUUUUCAUUCUUGGACUUUGAAAACAGGAUUAAACAUUAGUAUUUGUGUGAAUCAUAAGUGGGGUUCCAUUUUUACAACUCUGCUAUCCUAGCCUUUGGAUUUAGAAGUGAAAAUAAAGUAUCUCUGACUUUCUGUUACAAAUUUGUCUCUGUCAUUGCAAAGUUUUAGUAUUAAUCUUUUUCUAAUAAAGUUAUUGACUCUGAACUAGUCCCUUGUUUUAAAUAUAAAAGGUACACUGUUAAUCUACAAGUACUGGUGUACAGUUUUAUCUGACUAGCUCUGUUUAAGACUAAUUUUUAUAAAAUUUCCACAGUUUAAAUGUUUUAAUAAUGGUGCUUCAAUUUUGAGUGAUUAUGAAUACUUUGAUUUUGUUUUUAAUAGCAAAGAAGUGCAGUGAGUUAGGAUAUAUUUAUACAUCCCCAAGAGAUUUCUUUGACAGCAAAAAAUUUAAAAUGAUCUUGAUAAACACUAUAGCUCUGAGAUAAUAUAGAAGUGCAUUCAGAACUUUCAAGUAGUUUUGGUCUUUGUUUUUAAUCCUGUAUCAGUAGUUCUUCUUUACUUGGUCUGGUCAGAUUACAAAUGUAUCUAUUUCUAUGUAUGGGGUAUAAUAAACCUGUGUAUGGGGCCUGUAGCCCACACUAUGAAGCUAUUUUAGAGACUGAUACCAAGUAGGCAGUUACUUUUAUGUCUCACACCAGUGCUGGCAGCAUGUUUCUGUCUGUAGCCAGCUUAUCAGUUGUAUAGAAGCUCGUUUUCAGCGACAUAGAGCAGUUAUUUGUGAUUCAUGAUUUUCAUGUUUCCAUCUGUUCAGAGUGAGGAGCUAAGUAGAUUGGAUGAUUUACCAGGACUGCAUGGCUCCCACUGCCGGGGACCUGCCCCUCGGUCCGGCCUGGAGUCUCCUGGCACAGUGCUGCACUGGCAGGCCACUGCCUUCUGUGAUGCAGGCAUAUGAGCUGGGGCCAGCAGGCUCUCUCAGAACACCUCACAGGCUUUGCAGAACCAUGAAGCUGUCACUGCAGUGUCUUAGGACAGUCAGCCAUGCUUUGCUUAAUGACAGUGAUCUGAGAAAUGCAUCUUUGGCAGUUUUGUUGUUGAGUGCAUUACAGAAGCCAAGCUUGUGGCACAACCUCCUGUGCUGCUUGAUGAGAUGGAGGGAACGGCCACAAAUGGAAACUUGUUGAACACAAAUAACUACUAAGUAGCUCAUGACUGGAGUCAUGGUGUGGUUUCCUUAGCUGAUUCUAGCUAGAGAAGCCGCAUAGGUGGACUAGGAUAUCUGAAUUUAUUAGCCGUGAUUCACGUGAGGAGUAAGGUUCGGUGCAGGGACUGGGAAUGUAGCAUCAUAGCAGAGCCUGGGGUUUGAUUCACAACGCUGUGUGCUCCCCUUAACCUCACCCAAGUGUGGCCCUAAAACCUGGACAGUGUGAGGGAAGGCAAUCUGACACAAAGCCUCGCAUCUCCUAAGCACCGCUUUGUGUCGUUUGACUGAAUUAUUCUUAGAGGUGUCAGUGACUUUUUUAAAUGAUAGUGUAUGUGGACCAGAGAGAGCACAGGAGGUAACGUGCUUGCCAUGCAUGGUAUGCCAAUCCAAGUUCAAUACUGGGCACCAUAAGGUCCCCUAAGCACCAUCAGGGGUUACUCUGAGCCCCUGGGCAAUGUGAGGUGUGGCCUCAAACCGUCCCCAAAUUAAAGUCAUUUACCAUAUUUUACUACUUAGAAAUUUACUAAAAUGCCAAAGCCAAAUUAUUAAGGUAGUAGAAAAAUGCCAGGUUAUUUGCCUUUGACUUCAUCUAGAAUUAUUAGCUUUUAUUUAAUGAAGUACGGUAAAAGUUUUCAACUUUAUUUCUCUGGGUACUUAGGUCUGUCGAUCACUGUUGAUGUUAUUAUUGUAGGGUUUGGGAAGGAGGCUUGGCCCCUGAAUUUAGGUCUCUCUCCAUGACGGAGGCAAGACCUUGCCAUAGUGAAAAUCUGCAAAUUGGCUUGCCUCCCAAGGUGCCAGUACUCCAGAGUGUGCUGAUAUAUGAAAUAAUCAUCAGUAAAUAAAUUCACGUUUCCGAUAUAAAUGUACUAAUAUAAACAUACAAAUUACUGUGAGAAAUAUACAUGCAUGCAAAUAAAAUCAGUCAGCUAGUGCAUGUUUCCUCUGAAAAAGUCUUCAAGGGGAAGAGAGUACUAGGGUUAGGCAUUUUCUUUGUACACAGCUGACACUAUCUUAACCCCCAGUACUGCAUAUGGUCCCUCAGCACCACCAGCAGUGACCCCUGAGCACCCCCUGCUGUGGCCCCAGCCAAAGGAAUGAAAGGCUUUCAAGAUAUGUCAUUGGUUAAUAGGAUUACUUGAUAGAUAGGGAAUGGUGUUUUUAAUUUUUUUAACAAGAUGUACACAAGAGUAAACACUGUUUUGCUCUAUUAAAACCAGCAAUAAGACAUAUAUAUAUAUUGGUCUUCCAUAACCUAUGAUAUUUUAAUUUUCAAGCAUGCCUUGGACAUAGAUUUUGUAAAUGCUUAAUCAUGUGUAUAAAAGGAUUCACAUAAUAGUUAAUAAAGAAGUUGGAUGAACUGAGCAGAACUAUAGUUCUAGUUGGAUGGCUUUCCGUCGUGCCUCUCAGGGCCCAGUCUUUGCGCCUGCUGCCUAGGUGGCCUCUGCUCUGUAGAGACUUGUUACAACGUAGGUUUUCUCCAGACAGACCAUAAUACAUUUUGGGUUAGAGGAUCUCUUAUUUCUUACAUACUGUUACUGCCGUUCACAACCCUGUUUCCAAGGUCUGAGGGUACUGAGACAACAUGCCGGUUGGUUUCAGUCAGCCUCACAUAGUGGUUAAAGUUUCUUGAGAUAAUUGGAGCAAACAAUUUAGGGGCUGGGGUGAUAGUACAGCCCCUACCUGGGGUGCUUGCCUUGCACACAGCCAACCCAGGUGUGUUCCUUGGCAUUCCAUAUGGUGUCUUGAGCCUGCCAGGAGUUGAUCCCUCAGCACCACUAGGUGUGGCCCAACAUUCUCCCCCCCCCAAUAAAGGAGACCAAUUUAGGGUGGGAAGUUUCAAAACAUGUUGCUCAGCACCAGCUGAGUUAGUUGAGUAUUGCCUGAAGUGGCCUCAGGUUCCCCUAGGCCCCCGACCCCUGAAAACAGACACUUGGUGUUAUUUGGAUUAGGAAUGUAGCUCAGCAGUCAAGUUCUUGCCUUCUAAGUGUGAGGCCCUGGAUUUGAUCCCCAUAAGUGUGAGGCCCUGGAUUUGAUCCCCAUUACGGGGAGUUAGGGGAGAAAGUGUUGGAAAUGAUUUUAAACAUUUGGGUACGUGAGUCAGAAAAGGAUCUAUUUUAUAUGUUUUCUGUGGGUGGCAUUUCAUUCCAGGUUGUUAUUUAAGUUUGAUUUUUGUUCAUGAAAACCCCUGGUGGACACUUCGGGAAAUUACAGUAAUACAAUUAAAACCCUUGUAUAAUGGUUCCAGAAAUAAAUGUGGUGAGUGAUCUCUGUCUCCCUUCCACAUCACACCGUCCAUCCUCCCCAAGUAGCCAUUGCUGGUAGCAGUUACUCUUCCAGGUGCUUGGGGUGUGGAUGUUCACAUGUGUGUGGUGUGUGGUGGUGAUGUAAGCAACUGUAAUGGUACAUGGGAUGUUCUGAACCUUGCUGUUUUCACUCAGUAUAUUUAGAAACAUGUUUUUGAGACAUUAGGAAGCAACACUUUCACAUGUAAUCUCUGAAAGUAUAUUGACAAGCAAAACAUAAAUGUAUGUUUUAUUGUUGUGCCUUAUUUUUUUUUAAUUUCCUGUUUCAUAAAUGCAGUUGAGUUUCGUAGUUGAUCUGUCUGUUCCCCUUAAGAUUCCAUGUAGAGAAUUCUCAGCAGAUUGAAGUUGUUCUAAAAUAAGAGCCCAGAAAAUAGACUAUUCUAUGACCAGGUUGGGCAUGCCAUAGCUUCUACAUGGCUGUUCCACCUUAGAGAUGCUGCACGUGUGUUAGAUGUAAGAACGUCACAGUAACAAUUCUAAUAGGAAGAAAAGGGAGAGGAAGCAAAUUGGGAAGCCCCAAUGUCUGCCAACAGCUCAUCGAUUGGAUAAACAUCAUGUGGUUUAUUCCUGCCAUGGAAUUCCACAGAAGCCUACCAGAGCUACAGCCACACAGUGAGCAGGACUGACCCUCGACAGUGUGGGCAGAGAGAGCGUGUCACAGAAGAGGCCAUCUGCCGUGCUGGCAUUUCCAUGACAGUCGAAAUCAGGCUGUUAAAUAAUACAGUAAAUGAAAGAGAAGCGAGGAUUGAAAAAAAAAAAAAAGCCCACAAUUUUAUCUGUUGCAUUGGAGGAUGGAGGGAGAUGGAAUCGUGCAGGACAAAGGGAGCCUUCAGAGGAGCCGUGAUAGACUUGCAGAAGUUGGGGUGGGGGGGUCUUUUAAAACUCUGUGUUUAUGUGCUUUUUUGUAUGUGUGAUAUUUCUGAAUAAAAAAUGGGAAAGUUG
Messenger RNA from Sorex araneus (European shrew), 7626 nucleotides. RefSeq names its product LUC7 like 3 pre-mRNA splicing factor (gene LUC7L3). Gene Ontology annotation, biological process: mRNA splice site recognition. Gene Ontology annotation, cellular component: U1 snRNP; U2-type prespliceosome. The record is from RefSeq and is a predicted model, not a curated record. Gene Ontology annotation, molecular function: mRNA binding. Bases 158 to 1627 code for a protein of 489 amino acids. NCBI's taxonomy places the organism in Eukaryota, Metazoa, Chordata, Mammalia, Eulipotyphla, Soricidae. The transcript has 11 exons.